This is a messenger RNA of Synchiropus splendidus (mandarinfish), 7017 nucleotides long. RefSeq names its product ephrin type-B receptor 3-like. Bases 494 to 3571 code for a protein of 1025 amino acids. The record is from RefSeq and is a predicted model, not a curated record. Gene Ontology annotation, molecular function: transmembrane-ephrin receptor activity; protein binding; ATP binding. Gene Ontology annotation, cellular component: plasma membrane; neuron projection. NCBI's taxonomy places the organism in Eukaryota, Metazoa, Chordata, Actinopteri, Syngnathiformes, Callionymidae. The transcript has 16 exons. Gene Ontology annotation, biological process: cell surface receptor protein tyrosine kinase signaling pathway; protein phosphorylation; axon guidance.
UUUGCUUCAUUACAUUGCAGAAGCCGAGCGAGAGCAGACGAUCACCGCCGCCGCCGCCGCCGCCGCCACCGACACCCGGACCACCGCUGCUUCAGGCUGAUCACUUCGCUCAGGGAAUACGCCAACACUGCUGCUCCACACAGGAAUACCAAGUGGACCUGUGGACCAUGAUCCUGACGCGCUGAGGAGAAGAAACUCUGCAAAACACGCUCUUUCAUCUUCUCCUCUGUGACGCUGGAAAUAUCCUCCGAAUGCUGAGUGGACUACCUGUUUUCUCGUGGGACUCUGAAGGAACAUUUUUGGGGAGAAGGGGGCCGUUGUUCGCUGCCAUUCCCCCUUUACGCUUUUGCUGAAUGGGGGUAACUCUGAUCCGGGAGGCGUAACACAGCUGGGACUUGGACCAGGACGGGACUCGCUGUGUGUGUGGAGUGUCGGGUCACCGUGGAUUGUUUUCCCUGCGUGGGUCUGUUUACAUGUCCUACCUGACCGAUUUAUGACAAUGGAUUACUUUCUGCUUUUAUGCAGCGUCUUGCUGCCGGCGGUGUCCGCGGUUGAAGAGACACUGAUGGACACAAAGUGGGCCACAACGGAGUUAGCCUGGACCGCGCACCCUGAAACUGGAUGGGAAGAAGUGAGUGGCUACGACGACGCCAUGAAUCCAAUCCGGACAUACCAAGUAUGUAACGUACGUGAUCUCAACCAGAAUAACUGGCUACGCAGUGACUUUAUCCCACGGAAGGACGUGUUGCGUGUCUAUGUGGAGAUGAAGUUCACGGUGCGUGAUUGCAACAGCAUUCCUAACAUCCCCGGCUCCUGCAAAGAGACCUUCAACCUCUUCUACUACGAGUCUGACUCCGACUCAGCAACAGCAACAAGUCCCUUCUGGAUGGAGAAUCCGUACGUGAAAGUGGACACUAUUGCACCCGAUACAAGCUUUUCCAUGUUGGAUGCCGGGCAGAUCAACACCAAAGUCAGGAGUUUUGGCCCGCUGUCCAAGGCUGGCUUCUAUUUGGCCUUCCAGGACCUUGGUGCUUGCAUGUCCCUCAUCUCUGUGAGGGUUUUUUACAAGAAGUGCUCCACCACCAUUGCCAACUUUGCAGUUUUCCCGGAGACAGCAACAGGGGCUGAGGCGACGUCCUUGGUCAUUGCCCCGGGAACCUGCGUCCCGAAUGCCGUGGAGGUGUCCGUGCCGCUGAAGCUUUAUUGUAAUGGGGACGGGGAGUGGAUGGUUCCUGUCGGUGCCUGUACCUGUUCGGCUGGUUUUGAAGCUGCCAUGAAGGAAACCCAAUGUCAAGCUUGCGGCCCUGGCACCUUCAAGUUCAAGCAGGGAGAUGGCUUCUGUGUGCCCUGCCCGGCCAACAGCCGAGCCAGCUCCGGAGCGGCCAGCAUUUGUUCAUGUCGGAAUGGUUACUACAGGGCCGACGCAGACUCACCUGAAUCCCCGUGCACAACGGUUCCCUCUGCCCCACGGAACGUAAUCUCGAGUGUGAAUGAGACUUCACUCCUAUUGGAAUGGAGUGAGCCACGUGACUUGGGAGGCCGCGACGACACCUUCUAUAAUGUUAUCUGCAAGAAAUGUUUGCCGGAACGUGGAAUGUGCUCACGGUGCGAUGAUAAUGUGGACAUCUCACCGCGCCACCUGGGCCUGACUCAGCGGAGAGUCGCCGUCAGGAACCUACAGGCUCACACGCAGUACAGCUUUGAGAUCCAGGCUGUGAAUGGAGUGUCCAACAAGAGUCCGUACUCACCCCAGUUCUCCGCAGUGAACAUCACCACAAAUCAAGCCGCUCCAUCUGCAGUGCCGACCGUCCAUCUGAUGUCAGCAACCGCGAGCACCAUGAGCCUGUCCUGGCUGCCUCCAGAGAAGCCCAAUGGAAUCAUUCUGGAUUAUGAGAUUAAGUAUCAUGAGAAGGAUCAGGGUGAAGCCAUUGCCCACACUAUGACUGCCCAACGGAGCAAUGCCCGUGUUGAAGGUCUGAAGCCUGGCACGCCCUAUGUAGUCCAGGUGCGAGCCAGAACGGUUGCAGGUUAUGGACGUUACAGCAGCCCGGCCGACUUCAACACAAAUUUGCAAACUGACUCACCGAAGAUGAGGCAGGAGCAAGUCACUCUCAUUGUGGGAUCGGCCACGGCCGCCAUGGUCUUCAUCAUCGCGGUUGUUGUGAUCGCGAUCGUCUGUCUCAGAAAGCAGCGAAACGGUUCAGAGUCAGAAUACACAGAGAAACUGCAGCAGUACAAAUCUCCUAUAGUUACGCCGGGAAUGAAAGUCUACAUUGACCCCUUCACCUAUGAGGAUCCCAAUGAAGCUGUACGGGAGUUUGCUAAGGAGAUUGACGUAUCCUGCGUGAAGAUCGAGGAGGUCAUUGGCGCAGGUAACCCUCCAAAGCUCCUGAGCUACAGGGGAAAGACUGCUAGUCAUCUCCAGGCCAUACCGUUAGAGGACUUCACACCAAGCGGAGAGUUUGGGGAAGUGUGCCGCGGCCGUCUCAAGCUGCCUGGCCGCCGAGAAAUCAUCGUAGCCAUCAAAACCCUGAAGGUGGGCUACACCGACCGCCAGAGACGGGACUUCCUAUCGGAGGCGUCCAUCAUGGGCCAGUUUGACCAUCCCAACAUCAUCCGACUGGAGGGAGUCGUCACCAAGAGUCGACCAGUUAUGAUUGUGACUGAAUUCAUGGAGAAUGGAGCUCUUGACUCUUUUCUGAGGCUGAACGACGGUCAGUUCACAGUGAUUCAGCUGGUUGGCAUGCUGCGCGGCAUUGCUGCAGGCAUGAAGUACCUGUCGGACAUGAACUACGUGCACAGAGACUUGGCUGCCCGGAACAUUUUGGUGAACAGCAACCUGGUGUGCAAGGUGUCUGACUUCGGCCUGUCUCGUUUCCUUGAGGACGAUCCAACGGACCCCACCUACACGAGCUCACUGUAUUUCAUGCUCACCUACUCAUUCGCAUAUCCACAGGGAGGAAAGAUUCCCAUCCGCUGGACGGCUCCUGAGGCCAUCGCUUACAGGAAGUUUACCUCCGCCAGUGAUGUGUGGAGCUACGGCAUCGUCAUGUGGGAGGUGAUGUCCUACGGAGAGCGUCCUUACUGGGACAUGAGCAAUCAGGAUGUGAUAAAUGCAGUGGAGCAGGACUAUCGACUGCCCCCACCGAUGGACUGCCCGACGGCGCUUCACCAGCUUAUGUUGGACUGUUGGGUGAAAGAAAGAAACCUGCGGCCUAAAUUUACACAGAUCGUGGCCACGUUGGAUAAACUAAUCCGCAACGCCGCCAGCCUCAAGGUGGUCACCAACAGCACGCAGUCGACGGGGGUAUCUCAGCCCUUGCUUGACCGCUGUGUGCCAGACUAUACAACCUUCACCACUGUGGGGGACUGGCUGGAUGCCAUCAAGAUGAGCCGCUACCGUGACAACUUCGUCAACGCCGGAUUUGCGUCCUUUGAUCUGGUGGCCCAGAUGACAGCCGAGGAUUUGCUGCGGAUAGGGGUAACGUUGGCUGGACACCAGAAGAAAAUCCUCGGUAGCAUUCAGGACAUGAGACUACAGAUGAACCAGACGCUUCCUGUUCAAGUGUGAUCAACUGGACACAAACCAAUGCAGUCAACCGGACAGCAAAAGGGGGAGGAACUAUGCCAGAGAGAGCCAUUGGAAAACCCUAGCUGCCUGACCCAUCUCUGCCAAUUAGACGCUUUGAAGCUGGCUUGCAGUGCCUCUAAAUAGUUCUUUUUAGAGUUUUAUUUCCUCACUGUCACACCCACUUGCCAUUUUUAUCGUGUUUUUUCAUCAUUUUUUUUUAUCUUGCAACCCAUCAAUAUUAGUGUUCUUUUGUGAAUGCAGUGAGGACAAGGCAUUUCCCUCCUCACAUCCCAGCGGAGCUCGCACCAGCUCCCGUUCACAUCUGCAUGCAUAGUGUGGCUUUUGGUUUUGUUGACCAUAAGACCGAAAAGAAAAAAAAAAAAUAGUAAAUCACAGCGCGAGCCUCUUCUGCACUCAGCUUGGACAGACAUAUGGCGAGACAGGAUGGCCACCUUUACAGGAAUAUAGAGGACGGUUAUGAUCCAGUGGUCAUUCUGUUUGUGUUUCUCACCAUCUUCAUAUUGAAGGUGUAUUAUCUAAAGGGCACUUGCUGAAGAAAAUAGUUCUAUAAGGCUGUCCAGAGAGCAAAUGAGGGCAGCCACGUCUGCUUUGGCUGUCGGAUCAUCCACGGACAUCAGGACUGAAUCAGUGGCGUCACAAUCGCGUUUCUUCACAACUUAUUAUUCCACGUACAUUUUGUUUGCAUCUCCCCCCCUUUCAUUUUUUGUGUUUCCAAAACGGCCUGUCAAACCCUGAUGACCCGAACGGACGCUUCUUGUGAUAACCGGGAGAUAAGGACUUUGGCAAGGCAGCAGAAGGCCGAGUGGUCUUUGUUUGUAUCGAGUGCGUAUUUCUAUGUGUGUGCGUGUGCGUAUAUGUGUGCUUGGACGGGACGUCGUGUCACCCUCCGCACAGGUCAACUGUACAUUACAGCUUCUGCUAGCUGCCACUCGGAGGAAUAACGCAUGAACUGUCAAGGAGCAAAUAUAUUGGAAACAACUAUAUUCGGUGGAUGAAUAUUCUUUUUCUAUGGAAUCCAAAAACAAACUUUGGACAAACUCACACAUGCAUCCAGGAGGAUAUGCAUCAAGAAACCAUGACAGACUCUUUCUACUUAACACUUUUUUGGAUUUAGAAAUAACCAAUUGUUUUAUUUUCGUGACAUCCUCCCCUUUGUAUUUAUUUGUACCUCACCAUCACCUCCGCCAACCCCCCCUCCACCUCCAAGCGGACGGAUCGUAGGCCAGUUUGGACGGUGGACGCAGAACAAUCAGACCGAAAAGCAACUCCAAGAGGUUGAUUAUUAAACAAAAUAAAUUGCAUAUAAAUUGGAUAUUGUAUUUUUGUUGUUGUUCUAAACAGCCUGUACAUGUUUUGUAACAAAAAAAAAUCCAUAAAUAACGAAAAAAAAAAGUUGUUUUGAAAUGUUUGAGAGAGAAAUGAGGUGGAUCAAAGAGAAGGACUAGAUGGAAAUUAUGUGUGUGUGUGUGUAUUGGUAGGUUUCUCUCACCUCAACUGCAUAUUCCUCCAAACCCCUGUGUCUUUUCAACACAGUUACUCAAGCUCAUCCAUUUGUCUUCCAAGUCCAGACCCCCCUGAAUGACAGUAAAUGGAUCUUAUUUGUCGCCCACAUUUGCCUGCUUUACAAGGUCAGGGCCAAAGUGGCGGUGUCAGUCAGGACCAGGGUUCCAUCACAGGAUGCCGACUGGAAAACUAGCGCUGUCUGUCAGCUCAAUUAAUUCAGCGGCCAAGCCGACUUCACGAGGUACCGAGCGCGCCGUGAUCACCGGGGCUGACCUGUCAUUAUCUCUCUUCAUUUCCCGCCGAGCCGGCAAUCAUCUUGUCUCAGCCGCGACUGCAACAUGAUUAGUACAGUUCAGAAUCAGCUGCCUCCACAUUCAUUCAACUGAAAUCCAGAGCUGCGCUCAUCCUAAAUCAUAACAGCUGCUCGGCAGACCGGGAUAUCUCUGUUCAUCAUUCAACCGGGGCGUCACAUUUUGCUGGUUUGAUCUUCCAGACAGUUUUAAUAUUCCUUGUGCUGGAGCAGAUCAAUGCAACGUGUGAAUAUUAUUUCGUCGUGCGACCUGGUAGUAUGAUGUGUCUCAUCGUAUUACUUUAGUCAGCCUCCUUUCAAAAAGGGAUGAGACCGUUUCUGUAUGUAUUCUUAACCUACUGGAUUUCUACUGCUGUCUUUGAACCUAUAAAAGCCUGUCAGAAGUGAUGAAAAAGUUUGAAUAACAGAACAGACUAUCUAUUAUAAAGUGAGGCGGUAAUGGAAAACGGUCAUUUGGAUUUUCUAAAUUUACAAAUUAACAAUUUCACCUGAGUUGAUAAAAUAUGUCAUAUUUUUUGGAAAAUAUAUACAUAUUUUUAAUCAUGUUAAACAGGGUUUUGUUCAUAGAUUUAAAAAAAAUCAGUUUCAUGCUUCACACUAUAUUCAUAAAGUUAAUUGUAUUGUAUUGUACAGUGAAACACAGGGAACUUUCCCAGCAAAAUGUGAUGUGAAAUCGCAGCGGAAAGUUUGUCACCAAUUGUCGUGCUCCUCUUUUCUCAGCCUGAUCACCCAAACAAACUUUACUGUGGCGCCAACGGAGACACGGUUGAUGAGCAGAAAAGCUGGCAUACGAGAACUGAACACUGUCAGAUGGCAGACAUGGCCACCAGUUUGAGACCAGCUUGCAUGAACUAUUGAUGAUGUGCACAUGGCGUUCAGAGGUCUGAAGUGGUGUUCGCUAAACCCGAUCGAGUGCGAGUGAUGAGCGAGCCUGGCACUGUUGCACAUCUUAAAAUCAUUAAACUGCCACUGCAUCGACUGCAAACAAUUCAUCUUUGCAUGGAUUCUUCACACGUUCACGCCUGGGUUUAAUGUUGAACAGUCGACCACUUCUGUUGUUAUGACUUUUUUUCUUUCAUCCUACCUGCUGCUUUUCAGCUGGAAUGAAGAUGGACUGUUAGGAGUGUGAGAGUGAGCGAAUGUGUGAUGGAAAGUUUGAUACAAAAAUCCCUCUAAAAGUCUCAGAUAUGGAUGUUUUACUUGAGUUUUUUUGUCUGCGAGUAGGAUUCAACAUUCCCUCUGCCUCUCUGUGUUUUAUCUUGUGAGUCAUCGUACAACAUUCAGCCGAACAACCCCGAGACAUUUUCACUCCUUAUAUUUUCUUUUUUGCUUAGGUUGUCUGGUUUUACUAAACCGUGAUGGUUUUGUCUGUCUUCUAACAUUUCCCAUCCCACCCACCAUCCAGGCGGCGCGACGACAGAGCUGCCGGGACCUGUAUAUUAAAACAGAGUGGAUGGGAUUGAGUCAAGUGCUGAGAAUUGCAAUUGUUAGCUUCCCUUUGAAAAGUACUGAGAUGUAUUUAAUGGAGCCGAACAUACAUGACGACUAUUACUAAAAAUGAUGAUGCAUUCUUGUAGAAAUAUUUUUAAAAGACCCUUUUUGCAAUUAAAUU